AUGACCGUCCAUUUCCUAGAGCUCACAGGACUACCACUUAAGGAGACUUUCCUCAGUAGUAUAAAAAAAAGGGAAAACGGCUUUUGAACUUUGACAACUGUUUGCGCAGACAAGAGCAAACGCGUCUUGGAGACUGUAAUAAAGCUGAAAUUUCUGAGAGGGCCGUUGGAGGGCAGCUCAGGUGACAUCAAGGAUAUGGUGCUUCUUCUUCUCUCCUACUUCAAUGAAAAAGAGGAGAACCUCUUCCACUACGUAAAGGAGACAUGCCUGGCAAAUGAAGUACACGUGGAAGGCUUGCCUGUGACCCCUUGCAUCAUUGUAUGUGGAACCUGCUGCAAUGCGUCAAGGCAGUUCAUGCUCAGCAUAGACGGCAAGAUUGUGAACGACCAUAUCUCCAACUUCAUCACUGCCAUCUGCUUGAUGUUUGGAAGCUACUACUGCCUGAACAUCCACUAUCCAGUAGAUCUGGGUUCCACGCUAGAGCUCCUUCAGAGGUAAAGUGUGUGUGUGUGCACAUUGUUUCUUUUUAUUUACACAUUUA
Messenger RNA from Alosa sapidissima (American shad), 541 nucleotides. RefSeq lists its product as uncharacterized. The record is from RefSeq and is a predicted model, not a curated record. Lineage: Eukaryota; Metazoa; Chordata; Actinopteri; Clupeiformes; Clupeidae. The coding region runs from base 196 to 498 and encodes 100 amino acids. The transcript is spliced from 2 exons.